AUGAUCUAUUUGGGAAUAGCGCUUCUUUUGACAUCUGCAAUUGCUAGUCCCGUCUACAAUGCCUAUAAUAAUGCUGUUUCCUCUGACGACUAUAUGGGAUAUAGGUUACCUGGCACGCAAAUUCCUUCAAAUUACAAACUGAAUAUUGUAGUCGGAAAAGAUGUAAUUGAAAACAAGAAAAAUACUUUCGAUGGUAUGGUAGAAAUUACUUUUAAAGUAAAAAAAGUAGGGGACGAAAAAUUGGAUUAUAUAAAAUUACAUACACCCUCUGAAAAAACAAGUGAAGUUAAACUCAAAAACGAUAAGGCCGCCGAAGUCAAAAUUAAAGCGCAUGAAUUCAACAAAACUUCUUCUAUUAUGACGAUUAAUUUAGAAUCUGAAUUAGAUCCUAAAAUGACAUACGUCUUAUCUAUGUCCUACACUGGAAACGUAGAUUCCAAAAGUAUGUACGGUCUCUAUAGAAGUAGUUUUAAGAAUGACAAAAACGAGACCGACUAUCUACUUACUACCCAGUUCGAGCCUGUUUACGCUAGAUGGGCUUUUCCAUGUUUUGAUGAGCCCAAAUUUAAGGCUACUUUUGAUAUAAGUAUCACCCAUCCUAAAGGAUAUUCAGUUUUGAGUAAUACUUUACCAGUGGACGAUCCUAAAGAAAAUGGAGAUGACCAAUUAACAACCACUUUCAAAACAACUCCCAAAAUAUCAACGUAUCUGAUUGCUUUUAUUGUGUCCCAUUUCACUUGUACCCAAGGCGAAAAUAUCGAUACUAAUGUAAUACACCAAGUGUGCUCUAGAGGUGAAUCGAGCGCAAAUAGAUUACUGGCUGCUAACUGGGGAAAGCUAAUUUUGAACGCUUUUGAAGAUUACACUGGUGUUAUAUAUAAUCAGACUGGUUUGUUGAAAAUGCAUCAGGUGGCUAUUCCAGAUUUUGGAGCCGGAGCAAUGGAAAAUUGGGGAUUAGUUACGUACAGAGAAAGAUUGGUAUUGUAUGACGAAAAAGAAUCUUCAGAUUUAGACAAGCAAAGCAUAGUUUCUGUAAUAGCCCAUGAAUUUACCCAUCAAUGGUUCGGUGAUCUUGUAACUUGCAACUGGUGGAAUGAUAUUUUCCUUAACGAAGGUUUUGCAGCCUAUUUUCAAUAUAUUAUACUAACUCAAGUGGCAGAAGCAAGUCCUUGGCAAGUGGAGAAACAAAUGAUUGUUGAUCAAUUGCAACCUGUUUUGGUUGAUGAUGCAGCUUCAUCUAGUAAAGCUUUGACAGCAAUAGCAGCCACUCCUGAUGAAGUAAAUGCCAAGUUUAAUACUAUUGCAUAUAACAAAGGAGCUAGUAUUAUAAGAAUGAUGGAAAACAUUAUAGGUAGUGAUAAUUUUAAAAAAGGUGUUACUAAAUAUCUCCAAAAUAAACAAUUCUCUAACGCCGUACCUUCGGAUCUAUUAAGUGCUAUGGAAGAACAAGCAACAAAGGCAAAUUUACCUGAGGACACUUCCUUAACUAAAGUGAUGCAAAACUGGCUUAAUGUGCCAGGUUAUCCUGUUGUAACAGUUACUCAAAGAGGAAAUGGCAUUAUAUUGAAACAAAACCGUUUCUUAUAUGAUAAAAUCAACCCAUCAUCGAAAUCAAUAUGGAUGAUUCCUAUUAGUUAUACAGUUCCAUCAGACGAAAAAAAAUUUGAUACCGCACCUAAGGCUUGGCUGAGUACUUCCUCAAUUCCCAUUAAAAACGUUUUUAAAAAUAAUUCAGACUGGGUAAUUGUCAAUAAUAAACAAGGUGCAUUUUAUAGAGUCCAAUAUGCUAACAGUCUUUGGAAAAGAAUCGCUGAUCAACUAAUGCACGACCAUACCAAAAUCGACGUUCUAAACAGAGCUCAAAUAAUUGACGAUUUGUUUAAUUUUGCCAGAGCCGAUAACCAAAUGAAGUACUCUCAAGCGUUUCAACACCUUAAUUAUUUAGGCAACGAAACUGAAUAUUUUCCUUGGGUAUCUGCCUUACAUUCUUUGAACUUCCUGUUGACAAGAGUUGGUGAUCAUACGACUUUGGGUGUUUCUCUAAAAUUAAAGGUAGUGGAAUUAAUAGGAGGAGUAUAUAGCACACUUUCUUUCGAAAAAGAUGAUUCAAAGUUGUCACUUCAAAGAGAUUUGAUUUUCAAUGCUGCAUGCAAAUAUGGAGCUGAAGAUUGUAUCAAAAAUGUUACUACGUUAUUCGAAACGUACAAAACAACUGGAAAGAUUCAUAGAAAUUUGAAGAAAGUCGUUUAUUGCCAUGGGCUGUGGAACAGCAACGACCAAGAAAAUGAUUGGCAUUUCAUGUGGAACAAAUAUCAAAGCACAAAAUUGUCUACUGAACAAGCAACGAUACUAGGAGCACUUGGUUGUACCGACAGGGCCGAUUUAUUGAAAAAAUACUUGGAAUUAUCUGUAACCGAGGGAUCUGGUAUUCGUAUUCAAGAUUUGGCAACAGUUUGGAAGUCUGUGUACAGCAACAGUGCUCAGGGUGCUAAAGUAGCUCUUGACUACUGGCUACAAAAUUAUGAAACAGUCAUGAAAUAUAGUAAAGCAGAUGCACCUGCCUUAUUAAGUGGAAUUGCUUCUCAAUAUAUUACUGAAGAUCAACUACAGAAAUUGAAAGAUUUCACUACCACGAAAGACCUUGCCGAAUCGUACAAAUCUGCCGUAGAAGCGGCAAUUAAAGUGGUAACUGGCAAUUUGGAAUGGUUGAAAAGGAUUCGUGAAGAUCUGGAAAACUAUCUUCCAGUUGCACCAACAGAAGCCCCACCAACUACUCCUAGUGGAGCAACAUCCAUUACAAAUUAUUCAUCUUUCUUUUUGAUAAUUGUAACGAUUGUUAAAUUUAUUUUAAUUAAAUAA
Psylliodes chrysocephalus is the source of this 2859-nucleotide messenger RNA. The record is from the annotation of a GenBank genome assembly. Lineage: Eukaryota; Metazoa; Arthropoda; Insecta; Coleoptera; Chrysomelidae.